Trichoderma asperellum CBS 433.97 is the source of this 1237-nucleotide messenger RNA. RefSeq lists its product as uncharacterized. The record is from RefSeq and is a predicted model, not a curated record. Lineage: Eukaryota; Fungi; Ascomycota; Sordariomycetes; Hypocreales; Hypocreaceae. Gene Ontology annotation, molecular function: aspartic-type endopeptidase activity. Gene Ontology annotation, biological process: proteolysis.
AACAAUUGACCUUUUAAAUACAGAGAAAAAUGCACGCUCCUCUUACAUCUUUAACAUUUGCAUCUCUCGCGGCGGCGGCUCUGCCCAAAGGCGUAAUCGAGCUUCCACUACAGCGUAUAAAGAAUCAGAGCGCCUAUGGAGCAGAAUUCCUGGUUGGCACUCCGCCUCAAAAGGCAAUCAUUUCUGCCGAUACAGGAAGUCCAACUUAUGCCUUUGAAUCACCCGGCAAUUCUGUAUGCCAGCGGGGACUCUGCUCAGAAUAUGGCACUUACGACAACACAUCUUCUUCCACAUCCAAGUGGAUAAGCGACGAUUACAAUGACUUACUGAUCGACCACGGCUUUGGCAGUUUUAUCAACGACACUCUUACCUUUGGCGGCGUGACUGUCAAAGACAUGAUGUUUGGGGUGGUCGAAUUGAACGCUGCAUCCUAUCCCAUCGACACCCAGCAAACUGCCAUCUUUGGUCUCGGGGCUUUCUGCGACACCAAGGCCUGCGACACUUAUCCGACUUUCCUUAAUCAGCUCAAACAGAAGGGAGUCAUCUCUCGUCGUGCCUUCAGCGUCUAUCUGGGACCAAAUGAUCCUAAAGCCACAGGCUCGCUGCUCAUCGGAGGAAUCGACCUUGCUAAGCGUCGGGGCCCUGUCUAUAAAGUUAAUGUGGAAGAUCCAACAAUUCCCGCUGCAAAUUCGCAGCCAAAUUUUGUCAGCCUCUCCAGUCUCAAACUACAGCUUGCCAACGGUACUACGUUAACCUCUACCUACGAGAAUGGCACAUACGCUCUCUGGGAUACCGGCAAUCCUCACUGGUACGUCCAGCAGGACUUAUUUGAUGCUCUCACCAACUACUGGGGCAUCCCCAACCCGGAUCUCACCAAUGAUCCCGUUGUGGAUUGCAAAUUCCGCAAGCCGUCUAAAGACUCCAUCGUCGUGAAUAUCGCACCGGGAGUCAGCCUUGACGUGCCGCUGAGCUCUCUCCCCGUCGAUAUGGGAGACGGUACUUGCACAGUACCAGUGUACCCCUACGGCGAUGCUAUGGGCGAUGCUUUCCUUCGUAACGUCUAUUUCACAUUUGACUACGAAGAUUUGACAAUCGAGUUUUCACUUGUCAACUACACCGACGAGACCAACAUUGUGAAGAUCGAGUAAGAUGGCAGAGCGGUCGAUUUGGCGUUGAUAGAGUUUAUGACAAGACACAGUAUGAGAUCACGCACAUUUGAUAAUGAAUAAUGUAUGCG